AUGCCCCCCAAACGGUCUAUUAGCUUUCUAGAUUUGGGGCUUUCAACACCAGUACCCCAUGUGCUAUCAUCGACCCGAGAGCAAAAAAAGAAAGAGAAGCAUGAAAUAAAAAAAGAGAAGAACGCACGAUUAAAAGAAGCGGAGGAACAGUUGUCUCUCGGUAGGGCUAAAGUGGAAAAGCAUAAGGCCUUUGUAAAAAAGGAAGUGGCUAUUCAAAAAGACGAGAAAACGGCACGAAGAAAAGCACUUUCAGAGUUGCAAGAGCAUUUGCGGAAGGAACGGGAAACCGAGGAGUAUCUUAAGAAGCAGAAGUCAAUAGUUACACAACAAAACUAUAUUUCAAAUUUGGCGGCAGAUCGUGAGGCAGAAGAAAAACGGAUGCAAGAAAUAAAGGAAACUAUUGAAUCGAGCAAUGAAAAGCUUGCUAAAAUGGCCCCGAAAAAUGUGCACAUCCCAGUGACUCGUAGCCCUGAGAUAGAAAAGACGAGAAAGGAACUUCCAGUUCUUCGAGAGGAACAAGUAAUUGUUGAGGCUAUUAACAAUUCUUCUCGAACAUGCGUUCUGAUUUGUGGUGAGACUGGAAGCGGAAAGACGACACAAAUUCCCCAGUUCCUAUGGGAGUGUGGAUACGGCGAUUUGAAGGGGUCGCCGUUUGCGAGAGAAGGGGCCAUAUUGGUUACAGAGCCUAGACGAGUGGCUGCAGUUUCAAUGGCUAAACGUGUGGCAGAGGAAUUAGGGACAACCUUUGGGGAAAACGUGUGCUACCACGUCCGGUACGAUAAUAAUCUUUCUGACAGCUUCAAAAUGAAAUUUGCUACUGAAGGAAUUGUUUUGAAGGAGAUUCAAUCGGACUUUCUUCUGCGGAGGUAUAGUGUUGUCGUUGUAGACGAGGCACAUGAACGUAGCGUAGCUGGCGAUAUCUUAAUAGGCCUUUUAUCCCGAAUUGUGCCAUUAAGAAAUGAUCUUUACCUGGAAGAACUCCAAAAACAUAAAGGAAUACCUGAGAAAACGACUGUGAAACCCCUUAAACUGGUUAUUAUGUCCGCUACAAUGAGGGUUGCUGAUUUUAAAGAGAAUCGUCGGCUCUUUCCGAUUCCACCACCAUUAAUUAGUGUGGAGGCGCGUCGAUUUCCGGUGACGAAUCAUUUUGCAAAACGUACUGAGUUACGGGAUUAUGUCCAUGAAGCAUUUCGAAAAGUUUGCCAAAUUCACAAAAAGCUGCCUCCUGGUGGGAUACUUAUUUUUCUUUCCACUCAACAAGAAAUUGAAUCCCUUUGCGAAUGUCUUCGUCAGCAUUAUGCCAAAACAAGGAUUGAGUAUUAUGAUAAGAGCUACUCAAAGCAUAGUCUCAUUGUUCGCAGUGCGCAAAAAGAUGACACUGCUUCUGAGAAUGAUGAGGAGUCAUCUGGUGAAAAAGAUGAAUUUGGUCUCAAGAAUGAGGAUUAUGCGCUCGACAUGGACACCGAGACGGGGGCCUCCUUUACUUCGAGGAAAAGAGACCGAAAUGCUUUGGAUACUAAAAAAGAAGAAGAAGAAGAGGUAUAUGAAGAGGAUGAAAUUAAUGGUGAAUAUAACUCAAUGCACAUUCUUCCACUUUAUGCUUUGAUGGAUUUCAGAAAACAACAGGAGGUUUUCCGAGAACCACCAACAGGAAAACGUCUUUGUGUUGUCGCUACAAAUGUGGCCGAGACAUCUAUUACUAUUCCAAACAUUCGAUAUGUUGUUGAUGUUGGUAGAGUAAAGAUGAAAACAGUUGAUGAAUCUACUGGUGCAAGCUGCUUUCGCAUUGAGUGGACGAGUCAAGCUUCUGCAGAACAACGUAGUGGGCGUGCAGGGCGUGUGGGACCGGGCCAUUGCUACCGUCUUUAUAGUACUGCUGUAUACUCCAAUGUGAUGCCAAAACACAGCUCGCCUGAGAUAUUAAGAACAUCACUGGAGUCUGUAGUUUUGAUGAUGAAGCACCUGGGUAUUGAUCACGUUGGAUCAUUUCCGUUCCCUUCACCACCAAAGGAGAGUGAUUUAAAGCGAGCCUUGUCACAUUUAUCGCUUAUUGGCGCUUUGGAUUCUCAAAAGGAUCAUCGCAUCACAAAUAUGGGAAAGCGCCUAAUUGCUUAUCCAAUUCCUCCCAGAUUUUCACGCGUGAUUGCGGAGGCAUUAGAUCAAAAGGUUUCAGAAUCGAUUCUCUCUAUGGCAAUUCUCAUUGUUUCAAUUUAUUCAACAACCACAAGCGUCUUCACUCGCGAAGGGAAUUCUUUAAAAUGGAAGUCGGUCGAUGCGAAUACUGAUAGUGAGGAGUCUAAGACUCUUAUUCAGUCUCUUCUACAUCCUGGUAGUGAUUUACUUACCUGUCUAAAAGCAUUUGGAGUUUAUUUGAAUGAUCCAAGCGUGGCAAAUUGUAGGCGGCACUGCUUGGUUCAAAAAAGUCUAUUGGAGGCGUCUCAGUUAGGCGAACAACUUCGAGUCUUAAGUCGGCAGGAUGGUAUUGUAGAACAAGUCGAUGAUACUCUUGAUGCCAAUGAUGUUGGCACUGCGAACUGUGAAAAACUCUUUGGUGAUAAUGGUCUACUUACGCUCUCGAAAGAUCAGGAAGUUGCUCUACGAAAACUUUUUAUCUUUGGACUUGUGGAUCAAGUCGCGCGACGGGCUACUAUUCAGGAAUGCCGUUACCAUGGAGUGGAGUACAAAGAUAAUAAAACAACAAAAGCUCCUUACGUUAUCCUGGACUCAUCCAUGAUAGCAUACAUUCAUCCGACCAGCUCCAUUGCGCGGACGUAUCCUCCACCUGAGUACGUUACUUUUGCGUUUUUGCAAAGAUCUGUCCGGUCCGAAACAAAGGACCCUUCUACCAUGAUGCUGGGUUUAACCAUUGUUACUAAGGAAUGGCUUCAUGAAUGUGGUGUAACUGUCGAGUAA
Molecule: messenger RNA, 2913 nt
Organism: Trypanosoma grayi
Lineage: Eukaryota; Euglenozoa; Kinetoplastea; Trypanosomatida; Trypanosomatidae
Product: putative ATP-dependent RNA helicase
Exons: 1
Coding region: 1-2913 (970 amino acids)
Biological process (GO): maturation of SSU-rRNA from tricistronic rRNA transcript (SSU-rRNA, 5.8S rRNA, LSU-rRNA)
Cellular component (GO): intracellular anatomical structure; nucleolus
Molecular function (GO): RNA binding; ATP binding
Source: RefSeq, a predicted model, not a curated record